Vigna unguiculata (cowpea) is the source of this 2661-nucleotide messenger RNA. RefSeq lists its product as uncharacterized. Lineage: Eukaryota; Viridiplantae; Streptophyta; Magnoliopsida; Fabales; Fabaceae. The record is from RefSeq and is a predicted model, not a curated record.
CAAAAGGGAAGAUUCCUUUAAACGACACCGUUUUCAGUACUCAGAUAGCUCCAUUCAACAACACAACUCCGAAAGGAGAACCAACAUCAUACUUUGAUUGCUACUAAUACCAAUUUUCCAUUAAAAAUGGAGUUUGUAUGGUCAUAUAAUCACAUUCCUUCAACCUUAAACAUGUUGUCAGAAAUUCAUUCUCUAAACAUUUGUACAUCAAAGUUCACCCUUCAGUGAAUCCCAGUACUCUCAGACAUUGACACUCAGACAAUGAAAGACAUGCAGAGGAGGGUGCGUUUGGAUUUGUUAUUGCAAUUGCACAGAAAUGGUGGACAUGUCGAGAAAGGUUUCAGAUAACGAAACAAAAGCAAGCCAAGUUGCCUUCAGCCAAAAGCUUUCCUCCACCACUAAUUAUUUUACAAUUUACUCGUCACUGUCAUAAUAUUUGGUGUCCCAAUCAAUUCCUUUUGACUAUUUACACACACAUAAAUUCCACUCUAGAUCUACAUUAUCAUGCUCUUGUUUAAGCUCUGGGAGGACGUAUAUUUGGGCAUCACAACCAGACUUGGUGUUUUUCCCAUUAAAUUUGACUGAAGGAUCGCAGAAAAAAAGCUUUCCUCGUUAUCAUGGCGAAAAGAUCUCCUACUCGGGUUAACCAAACGUACGAAACAGGUUGUACGUGGCGAAUGCUUAGAAUCUUUAAUUUUCGUGAAGGUCGUUCAGACAGAAGAUUGGUUUCCAGUAGGAGGCAUUUGAAUGCUCAUGCUAAUGCUGCAGAAAAUGGAAAAUCCAGAAGUAGCUCAGGUGCGGCCUGCACAGUUGAUGAGAAGUGCCUUCAAAUUGGUGUGAGUUCCAGAAGAAGAGAUUACAUCUGUAGAAGUAUCAACAGCAUGGUGAAUGAUGAGGUAGCAGAUUGGGAAAAUGAAGUAACAAAGAUGAUUGUUGAUCACAGAUUUGUCAACACACAUUAUCAAGGCAAAGAUGGAGCAGGCUUUCAGCCUAAUCAAUUCCUGGAUGCUUUAAAGAUUUUAUAUUCAAACAAGGAACUUUUCAUUAAGCUUCUGCAAGAUCCAAACUCUUUGUUAGUAAAACAGAUUCAGGAAUUUCAGAGUUCUCAAGUGAAAGAACCAUGCCAGCAUGCAAGGCAGAAAAUGAUGAGUAGAUUAAAUAAUCCUCAAAAUAGUAAUGCUACACAGUGUGUAAAACCUUUUAAUUCCUCUGAUAGAUCUGAUUCGAGGUCAAACAGAAUAGUAGUUUUGAAGCCUGGCACUGUUAAUGUGGAAAAUUCUGUAGAAACAAGCUUUGUUAGCCCUCCACAUUCGCCUAGUAGCUUCAGUUCUAAUGCACAAAAUACCAGGCUUUCACAUUUUUCCUUCAGUUGUAUAAAGAGAAAAUUGAAGCAUGUUAUGAAAGUAAGGAGACAAGAACAACAGUUGAGGACAACUGAUGGAAUACCAAGUAGACUUUCCUCCAGUUCAAAGGGCCUGAGAGAUGGUAAAAAAGUAAAAGAAUUGGAAAUUUCUGAAAAAAACUCACCAAUUCGUGCCCUUAGUAAUACUGGAAAAUGGUUGAAUUCAUAUCAUGAUUUGAAGAAGAGGGAGAACAUUAUCAUGUUCAAGGAUUCUGAGUUAUGUAUGGGGCAGGAAGCAGCUUCUUUUGGUGAAGAAAAUAUAUUGAAAAUGCACAUUGAAAGUAGGAAGAGUCGGUCUCAGAUGUUGAACUGUGGAAUUGAGGAAACUUUUGAAGAAGACAUUAGUCUUAAAAAUAGUGUUCUUAGCCGCAAUCUGCAUGCAUAUUAUGAUAUUCCUAGAGAUGGCAGAUGCAUGACUCAGAACAUCGACAUGAAUAAUAUAAUCGGAGGAUGUGGAUCUUUGCUGGAUUUGCGUCCAGAGAUCCAGACAUUGUCUUUUUCAUCAGAUGUUUCAUCAAGCCAAUCCUGUCAGAGGACAGAUAAUACUGUAAACAUGGGGAGCAAAGUUGAACACCCUAAUAAUGAAUUUUUCGAUGAACAUUUUACUAAGGAUGACGUUACCAACCUUCCAACCACAAUCAUUCAACCAGAUGAGUCACCAGAAAAGAGAAUGCAUGAAAAAAUUGAAGAGAACAAUUUUGAAGACCUUUUAAUAAGACUCUCUUUUGAUCCAAUGAACGAUUUAGCCUCCUCCAAGGACAUCAUAAGGGAAAUUCUGCAUGCUUUCAACCUGAAACUGGAUGAACUUUCUGGUGGCACAAUCUUGCAUGACUGUGUCAUCGAAUCUUUCAUGCAGGUAUACCAGAAUAGUGGUUUCCCACUUCACGUUGGAAACGUUCAAGCAUAUAUUGUGAAGAAACUUGUGGUUAAAGAGAUUACUGAACUCGUUAACUUGCAUUUUCACCGUCAUCCAUCACCUUUAACGUUAGAACAGCUUGUUGAAAAGGACUUGGCAAGACGUGGUUCAUGGCUAAACAUCCAAGUUGAUGCAGAAGAUAUUGCAGUAGAGCUGGAGAAUGAUGUUCUUGAAAAACUGGUAGUGGAAAUUGCGUCUGAGAUGAAUUACCAUAAACCUAUCUGUACUUAAUCGUUGGAUGAUAAUUAAUAAAAAAAUUACAUUAGCAUCAGUGGAAUAUAUUUUCCAUGCAUCUAGUUUUAACACACAUUUUUGCAUGCGGAUCUGAAUCAGUGUUAGCUGU